Molecule: messenger RNA, 1989 nt
Organism: Manihot esculenta (cassava)
Lineage: Eukaryota; Viridiplantae; Streptophyta; Magnoliopsida; Malpighiales; Euphorbiaceae
Product: heavy metal-associated isoprenylated plant protein 34
Exons: 3
Coding region: 312-1838 (508 amino acids)
Molecular function (GO): metal ion binding
Source: RefSeq, a predicted model, not a curated record
GUACCUUCCCCCACUCUCUCUCUCUCUCUCUCUCUCUCUCUCUGAAAAAGAAAAAGUUAUAAAAUUGUUUCAAAUUGCUUGUAAGUAGGAGGGGGCAGCUAAAAGAUAAGUGUUAAAUGCCCACCACCUACUUCUUUUAGCUCUCUUUUCCUUGAAGACUUGUAGAGCAUUCUCCUUAUUCCAAGCUUGGAAGCAACCACUUCAUUUUUUUCUCCUCUCUUGCUCUCUCUCUCAGCUCAAGUUCUGUUUCCCAGUUCAUUUUUUUUGGCUUUGAGAAUUUUUUGUUGGGUUUCAGUUCUCUGUUGUUAAACAUGAGUAAACAAGAGUUAAUGAAGAUGCAGCAGACUUGUGUUCUGAAAGUGAAUAUACAGUGUCACUGUGAUGGGUGUAAGAAGAAAAUAAAGAAACUUCUGCAGAAAGUUGAUGGAGUGUAUAACACCACAGUAAAUGCAGAGCAAGGGAAGGUAACUGUAACAGGAAAUGUUGACCCAGCAAAACUCAUAAAGAAGCUUGAGAAGUCAGGGAAGCAUGCAGAGCUAUGGGGUGCUCCAAAGGGCUUCAACAACUACCAAAACAUUGUCUACAAUCAAUUGAAGAACACGCAAAUUGAUAAUGGCAAAGAUAACAAAUCUCAAAAGGGUGGAAAAGGAGGCCAACAAGGGCAACAUCAAAUGCAACAGUUUAAAGGAUCUCAAGAUCUAAAGAUGCAACCUCAUAAAGACCAGAAAACUGUCAAGUUCAAUUUGCAGAAUGAUUAUAUUGAUGCAAGUGAUGAUGAUGAUUUUGAUGAUGAUUUUGAUGAGUUUGAUGAUGAUUUUGAUGAUGAGGAUGAGGAGUUUGGUCAUGGUUAUGGACAUGGUCAUGGCCAUGGUCAGGCUCAGGGUCAAGUUCAUCAUUUGCCUAACAAAAUGAUGCCCAUGAUGGGCAAUGGUCAUGAAGCACAUGGUUCUCAUGGUAUGAUUAAUGGGCCUAUGUUUGAUGCUAAGAAGGGGGGUGGUGGUGGAGGAAAUGCCAAGAAAGGGGGAGGGAAUGCCAAGAAAGGUGGUGGUGAUUUUGAGAUAUCUUUGGACAUGAAGGGCAAAGGCAAAGGCAACAAUAAUGAUGGCAAGAAUGGCAAUGGAGGAAAGAAAGGUGGAGGUGGUGAUGGGAAGAAUGGUCAUAGCAAGGGAGGAGGGAAUGGAAAACAAGAUGGUAAAGAUAAAAAUGGUGGCAAAAGUGGAUUUGGAGGAUUCUUGAGUUUUGGUAGGAAGAGUAAAAAUGGAAGAGAAGAUGACACUGAUAAGAAGAGCUCCAAUAAUGGUGGCUCAGCUGGAAACAAUAAUUCCAAUGGGGCCAAGAAAGGUGGAGGCAAAAAUGAUGGGAUCCAUGCCUCUAACAAAAUCAAACAAUCCUACCAUGAAAUUGAUGUUAACAGGGGUGGUGGAGGUGCCAAGAACAAGAGCCAGAUGGGUCAAAUGGGACAGAUGGGUCAAAUGGGCCAGAUGGGCCAGAUGGGUCAAAUGGGACAGAUGGGCCAGAUGGGUCAAAUGGGCCAGAUGGGUCAGAUGGGCCAAAUGCGCCCAAUGGGUAAUUUUCCAGCAGUGCAAGGACUCCCUGCACAAGCAGCAGCCAUGAAUGGUGGGUACUAUCAAGGGAUGAUGGGAGGAGGCAACCCUUACAAUCAACAAUACAUGGCAAUGAUGAUGAAUCAGCAGAGGCAAAAUUGGAAUGAUAGGUUUCAACCAAUGAUGUAUGCGGGGCCGCGUCCGGCUGUUAAUUACAUGCCGCCGCAUCCGAUGGCUGAUCCCUACACUCACUUCUUCAGUGAUGAAAAUGCCAAUAGUUGCAGUAUAAUGUGAAGUUGGUAGAGUAGGUUUAAUAAUGUUUUAGGUUAUUUGGGAUAUGAUCUUUUGUAACGGGUGAUUGAAUAUACAAAGGGUGUAAGGUUUUGAAUUUACCUUUUACCUAUGUGAUGGAAGUUGGAAAUAGUUCAGUAAUUUUUGUUUCAAA